GAACAAGCUCCGCGACGCACUCGACGGAGAUCUCCACUAAGGUCAUUGCUGAUGACUUUAGCAUUCGUGACAUGCGAGGAUUCCCAUCCGCCCUCAUCACCAUCGCGGGUCAUUCAUCCGUGAGCGUUGGAUUCGCAACACCAACAUCCCUGGCUCGGUAGACGUCGAGCGCCUUCUCGAGCGGCAAUAACGAAUCGAGAGCAGGCAACCACAUAUACUCUGUGCACGCCCGGCAUCGCCUCCACACGCACGCAUUCAUCGAUGGCAACCGCCUGAGCCAAAAGUCUCGCCUAAUUCGUCGCGAUCAAGCCCAACUCGAGAGCUAUCAAAUUCGCCAUGUGUGCGGCACCGAUCACCAUCACAAGACCUGACGGGACAGCAUUCAGCCCUGCAUCCGUCUCGUCACGACCCUCCACGCCGUCGGCAUGCUCGGCGAGCACAUUGGAGUCCACCUCGAGCGAAAGCACCACCUCGGACAGCAUGGCUUGUACUGCUGGAAAGCCCAAAGUCAGACUAGUGUUGUCCGAUCAAGAGCAAGAAGCCUGGAACGCGGCCAUCAGCGAAGCAAAUGUAAAAAUCACUUCCGAUGCGAACAGACUCCCCCGAAGUACGAACAUGGGCGUCAAAGGGUCGCACCUCCACACUACUCAAUACGUUCCACCUCACGAGCGCAUGUGGGAAUCUGAUGAGACAGUGGAUCGAAGCCCGCUGUCUUCUCCGAAGAUGACGCGCAGGGCGCACUUCAGCAAAGUCAUUCCUUCUCUAAUGGUCACUUCCGUCAAUCUCUCGCUGCCCUUCUACACCCAGGUCCUCGGAUUCUCAUUGGUGGACAGACCCACCGAAGCCCGAGCAAACAUUGUUCGCGCCGUUGCGGGCGAAGUCAAUGGAGCCGGAAGGACCGUUCGGCAGGGAAGGGCACCAAUCGAAGGUGUGGAACUCUACCUGCGCCUGCCACCCGUAGGCGACGACGGACAGCGCGAACCGUGCCAAAGGUCGACUCUUUACAUUGCGGUGGACGAUGUGGAUGCAUACUAUAAGGAAAUCUCGACGAAGCUCGACGCACUGGUGCCCACGGGAGAAGAAUACUUUCCACGCUUCUACCAAGGCUCUGCCAAGCUGCAGAGCAAACCACAGAACAAGGCAAGCGGUCAGAGGGAAGCCCAUGUGGUCGACCACGACGGAAACAAAAUGAUCUUCUUCACUGAGCUUUACCGCUGACUGCUGGUCAACACGCUACCGUCGUCAACUCAAAGUCAUCGUACCCUCAACGGUCGGGAUUCGGAUCGGGGACAUCUCUUUCGCCCCUCGUCUCUCUAGUCACUAGCCAUAUAGAAGCGCUCGGCGCGCCUUUACCGUCUUCACCAUUUUUCAAGCAUCGGCUUCUGCAAUCAUACAUCAUUCGCUACUUUUCACUGUAAUACAUCCACCAUCCUCGAGGCAUCCAGACUUUGUCUCCUUGCGCUCGCUUGCUUCCCCAUACGACGAUGCACUCCCAACUUUCUUUUGCGCACGCUAUACCUGUUGUAAGAAUACCUUUUUGCAUUCGCAAAUGUGAUCCAUGCACGUGG
Molecule: messenger RNA, 1568 nt
Organism: Ceraceosorus guamensis
Lineage: Eukaryota; Fungi; Basidiomycota; Exobasidiomycetes; Ceraceosorales; Ceraceosoraceae
Exons: 6
Coding region: 337-1218 (293 amino acids)
Source: RefSeq, a predicted model, not a curated record